Messenger RNA from Colletotrichum karsti, 828 nucleotides. Its product is annotated as LysM domain-containing protein. The coding region runs from base 1 to 828 and encodes 275 amino acids. The record is from RefSeq and is a predicted model, not a curated record. Lineage: Eukaryota; Fungi; Ascomycota; Sordariomycetes; Glomerellales; Glomerellaceae. The transcript is spliced from 2 exons.
AUGUCCCGGUUCUCGCGCUACGAUGCGGACGACGAACGGCUACCCGAGGGUAUGCAGAGAGUAGGGUACGACGCCGACACCCAGACAUACACAUACCGCGACUCGGAUGGUAGCUAUUGGGAGGGCGCUCCGGGCAACGAAUUCGGGCAUUUGAUGCAAGUCUCGAGCGGCGGCGGCGGCGGUUCAUCGGCGCCUGCGAUGGAGUCUGCACCCCGACGUGUGCUGUGGGAGGAGGAGAGGAGGAAUUGGCGACAAGGGUGGCAGCCACUGCUCAACUUCUUCCUCAUCAUUGGGCUGUUCCUGAUGUUGCUUACGUGGUGGCUCUAUCGAACGCCCACAGAGGAGCUCGCUCAGUGCGACGAACAGGCAGUGCCGUACAAGAUUCACAAGGGCGAUACAUGCUGGGCCAUCGCAGAGGAGCACAAAAUGAGCGUGGAGGAUCUGGUCAAAGCAAACGACGGGCUUAACUGUGAUAAGCUGAGGAUUGGAGGCUCAAUCUACAUCAUCAUGGCCCCUCGUAUCCCCGCCGCCAGGUCUACAGAGACUCUCUGCUACGGCGUUGCUACUGUCGGCGCUUUCUUGCCCAUCUACCUCAUGCUACCCGGUGCUGAGCAGCGUCUCGCCAUGCAGACGACAAAAUGGGCGCCACGCUGGGAGCGCAACGUUUCCUACUUCACCCCAGCCGCAGAGAGGGGCAUCAAGCGUGUCGAGCCCCCGGUCUCCCGCAUGGUGAAGCGUAUCGAUGACAGGCUACCCCUCGAGAGGAUGGCCAAGGGCAUCGACAGGCGUAUCAAGAACGGAAUUGAGCGCUUCAACAACACUAAGUAA